Oikopleura dioica is the source of this 1542-nucleotide messenger RNA. Lineage: Eukaryota; Metazoa; Chordata; Appendicularia; Copelata; Oikopleuridae. The record is from the annotation of a GenBank genome assembly.
AUGACCUCCCUAGACAAGUUCUACGAAGAGCCAUUAGGAGACCACAAAAUCAAGAGCACAUUCGUCGCUCUUAGUCAAGACGACGCUACGAAUGAGUUCAUCAACUGGAGCAAAGAACGUACUGACCAGUUUUUUCUUCAACUCUUUUACGAUGUCUCCGCUCCCUUUCUAAAGAUCUUCACAACGAAAACGACCACAAAUGCGAUUCUCCACCGGGGCGAAAUGUUCGUCGUUUCGAAAGAGCAGCUGACAAAGCUCAUGCCAGAAGCAUUCGAAACCAACAAAGAAUUCAAGUUUCAAAAUUGGAUUGAUCUUGGAGCUGGCGACGGAGGAGCGCUCAUCAGAGGCCCGAGCAUGAUUACAGAAAAAAUGAGCACGACAGAAAUCUGCCCAGUGAUGAGGAAAAGGCUCGAGUGGCGGGGAUUCACUGUUGAAGAUACGGAUAACUGGGAUCAAUCAGAGACGAAAUGGGAUGUGAUCUCGAUGCUCAACCUGUUGGACAGAGCAGCUAAUCCGGAUCUGUUUCUCGAUAAAGCUUAUGAUGCGCUUUCCCCAGGUGGCUAUUUAAUAAUUGCGAUUGUUCUUCCAUACCAUCCUUACGUCGAGCGCGGUGGAACGUUUACGAAUAAACCUACUGCCAAUGUUGACAAGUUUAUUUCUCCUAGUCGGAAAUAUGUUGAUCAAGUGGCUACAUUCAUAUCAGCUGUAGAAGAAAAGGGGUUUAGACACACAGCGUGGUCUUCUGUCCCGUAUCUUUGCGAGGGAGAUAGAACUAUAGGCUGCACAGGCUGUACGAGUAGAACCUGUGAGUGCCUUGACAGACGAACGAGUCCGAACUUCCUUGAGUGUCACACAAUAACUUUCAAUCAAAAAAUCGAGUGCGAGGCUCAAUGUCUAGACGACAUCUACUGCUACGACAUUUGCGCUUAUCGAUUUAAAAAAGCUAUUACAUUCUGCCCCUGCAUGCAAAAUUGUGAAACUGGUUGUCCUUGUGAGUUGACGCAAAGGAAUUACGCCGAGGGGUUCUUUUGGAAUUGUACUGAUGUUGGAGUCAGUCCAAGACCGACAACGACGAGUUUUUCAACAAUUAGGACGACUCCAACGAGUUCGUUUACGAUAGACGAUCUGUCUGAUAUUUUUGAAUCUUCCUGGUCUCAAUUUGAAACUGAAAACAUGAAGGAAUACCUCAACGCCGAAGGGUGGAAAAGCGGUUUUAUGAUGAACAUGGCACUAAAUGUCAACCCAAAACUAUCAUUUUCGAAGAUAUCAGAGGGAAAAUAUUCGCAGAUAUUUACAGUUGGUUUUGUGAAGAAAAAGUACCCACUCGACUUCAAUAAGGAAUAUUCUCACGUCAACGGGCUUGACGAGUCAGUUCAUUCUUCCAUAAAGAUCACUGGAGUGAAUAAAUUUGAAAUCUACACAACUGGUGGAAACGCUGGCCCAGUGAGAACAAUCUACGAACUAAAAAACAACGAGAUGACAAUGAAAUUGACGCUCGUUGAGGCCAGCAUAUCUUCAACCCGCAAAUUUCGUAAAAAUUAA